CCGAGACGGCAUCCAGGGGUGAACUGGCUGAGUUGAGUGUAAUCUUGAGGCCCACCCGUGUGUGGCAUCAUGUGGUGUGAGUGGCUGUUGAGAUAGAGGAACAUAUGACGCUGUGGUUCCCUUCACUUCCUGUACAAUUAUGACAACAGAAGCAGCUACAUGUGAAACAAAACCCGGGACGCCGUUUGAGAAAAUGGACGACUUCAGCUCGUGUGAAGUUUCCAAAUAAGAUGGCUCACAACAAGCACUGAGGGAACAGCAAUGGAUGCUCUGACCAUCAGUAGGACACAGCUCUUCCCAGAGAAAGAAUUUGACCGUAAAGUGGAGAUCAGAGCAGAGAACCAUGCGCUCUUACGAGGACGCAACAAUGUGACUUUGUGUCGCAGCCCCACCAGAGAUUUCGACUCCGGGCUGAUCAAGAAUGAGCUGAAGGAAAAGAGGCAUCUGGAAUUUCUGAGGAGGAGAUCAGUGAGUCCAGAGCCACGCAGCACAAAGUGUGCAAUCUGUUCCUCAAAGGCAAAACCUCGCCAAGGAACGUUUACAACUAGACGCCGAACUCCCAACAAGAAGACUGAGAUGCUGCAUACAAAUGUAGAAAUGUCCUGCUUUAGUCCAGCAAUUCAAACUCAGAGGAACAAUAAAGCUGAUGAUCCAAGCACUAACAGAUGGGCUUUAUUAUGGUCAGAACCAGUAACACCAACAAAGCAGAAGAACAAUCAAGCAAGGAGGCAGUUAUCUACAUCCAUUGUCACAAUGGAAUCAAGUCAGCACUGGAUGAAACACACCCAUACAAGAGAUAGCAGUAUUAAGGUUCACGCAGCAAACCUGAAAAAAUCCAGAGAAUCAUCUGCACAGACAGAAACCGCUCAUCAAAAGAAGAGCCUUAGAGAAAUCAGUGUGCAAACAGAAUCUGGGCUUGUCACAGUCAAGGAAUCAGAUGUUCAGAGAUUAUCUGAUUAUUUACAGGAGGCUCUGUGGAGAGAGGAGGAGGUGAAGAAGAAGCUAGCCGCUCUGCAGGAGAGCGGCUCAAACCUUCUGAACUCUACAAACAUGAUAUGGAUUACUCGCUGCAGUGAGGACCUGCUGAGAAGCAAGAUCAAGACUCUGGAAGCUCAGCUGCAAGUCUGUCUGCAGAAAAUUCCCAAAGAUGGAGUGAAGAAGUUGGUGCUGCAGAUGGAGAAGCAGAGAGUGACCUAUGAGGAGAAGGCCUUGGUUGCUCUGCAGAGGGCCACACAGGAAAAGGCGGAGGCACUCAGCAAGGCUGAGACGCUGCAGGAGGCUUUGAUCACAGUGCAGGCAGAAUCACUGAGAUGGCAGAGCCUUUUCGAGGAGCUGAAGCUGAACUCGGGGCAACUCAGGGAGAAGCAGCACUUCAGUAUGGAUCAGCUGCAGCAGCUGCAGAGCCAGCUGGAGUUCUCUAGAGCGACAGAGGCUGAGCUGAAAGAGGAGAUUGCAUCAUUGAGACAGGAGAAGCAGGAGCUGCAGUACAACAUCUGCCUGCUCGAGGAGGACAACCAGAGUUUGAGAGAAGAAAUCCAGAACCUUCAAGAUGGUGGCAACGCAAACCACAACUUCUUCAUGAAGAAUUUUCUGGAAUCACCAGAGCCUCAUCCGACUGCUAACAGAGACUCUCAUCUGGAGGAGCAGCUCCAACACGCUCAGCAGAAACUCCAGCUUAAAGAGAAGGAGUGUGAGGAACUGCAGACUGAGCUGCAUACGAUGGAGCAGGAGUGUCAGUCCAGCCAGGCCCGGCUGUCGCAGUGCAGAGAAGAACUUCGACAGCUCAGCCACCGCCGCAGCACCCCAACAUCAUGCAGCUCCUGGUGGAGGGUGUGGAUCUUCUUCCUCUUUUUCCUCACUUUAGCAGGAGUUGCCAUGUUGUGGAUGUGGCAUCCCCCUUUCAGGGAGCAAGCAGAAGUUCUGUACUCAGACAUCGAGACAAGAAUCGAAGACUAUCUCAUUGAAAUGGCUUCUCCUCGAUACUCGGGCUGCUUUAGACCAGUGUGACAGCUUAGGAAUAUUGGUUUCUGUUUGUCUACUGUUAUAGUUUUUUUUAUAUAACUUUGUGUGUGUGUGGAUUUAUUUGCAUUUCAAAAAUGUUUUAGGAACUCAAAGUUUUGUGAUGGAGUUGUACUGUAUGUGUGUGCCUAAAAACUCCUGUGAACUCACUGAAAACAUAUUUUAAAUGUUUGCAGCUUAAUGCUAUUACAAAGAAAACUGUCAAAAUAUGAGGAAUUUAAAGCAUCAAGGAAAGUAUUUCCUACUGUAAACAGAUCCUCUAAAACAAAAGCUCAGAUUAUUAUCCGAAAGGAAAAGUCAAUUUUUUUGUGUGACACCAUAAACUGUGUUUGGUACAUUUAUUUUGAAAAACAAGAUGCACUUAAUGAAUGAAGAAAUAAAUCUUAGAAUUCAAAACAACUUCAUGACAGAAAUGUUCUGUUUUUUUGCACUUCUUAAAGUUUUUACAAACUUGCACUGAUGUGGAGGAGGAUUAACACAGUUACCUGAGAGAUACUUACAUUUCUUGUAAAAUAAAAAUUGAACAAUUGAACAGAUUAUAACAUGGAUCUGCCAGGGGGCUGCAGAUGGAAAUUAGCCUGUAGCUAAAAUCAGGCAAAUUUACAUUUGUUGUAAUAGUGUAAUAAACAUUUAAACAUGAAGACAAACUUCUUGAGAUGCAACAUCCUCUGUAUCGGACGACGAGAAGAAACAAAAAUAGAAAAAAAAAAGAAAAAAAAAAUCAGAUUUAAAAAAAGGAAAAAAACAAAAACAAAUUAUCCGUACAAUCUAGCUGGCAGUAGACAAAGACUGACUUGUGCACACUCACACAAACACACCAGCUCUCUGUAUUCACAACACUCUUGAAUGAUAUUACACACAAGAAAAAUAUUCAAAUUUUAAAGCAAAAAAUAAAUAAAU
This is a messenger RNA of Oryzias melastigma (Indian medaka), 2919 nucleotides long. Its product is annotated as TRAF3-interacting JNK-activating modulator. The record is from RefSeq and is a predicted model, not a curated record. The transcript is spliced from 14 exons. Lineage: Eukaryota; Metazoa; Chordata; Actinopteri; Beloniformes; Adrianichthyidae. Bases 262 to 2007 code for a protein of 581 amino acids.